AUGACAAUGAUUAGGUCCUCAACAAUAUUUGUAAUUAUUUUAAGCUACAUUGUUUCAGUAAAAGGUGAUCCAAAGCUUACUAUCAUCAACAACUGUCCUUAUCCUAUUUGGCCAGCUUACCAAGUUGGCGCCGGACAAACUGUACCCAAAAAUGGAGGAAGCGGAGCGUUAAAUAAGGGACAAAGUGUUUCAUUCACAGUUAAUCCAAAAUUGUCAGCAUUGAGAAUUUGGGCAAGGACAGGGUGUAAUAAAGAUGCAACUAGUUGUACAACUGGAAUUUGCAGAGGACGUGGUAUUGAAUGUAAAGGCACCGGAGGGGAACCACCAAUGUCAUUGGCAGAAUUCACUUUUGGUACUAAUGCCGGUGAUUUCUACGAUGUUAGCUUAGUUGAUGGUUUCAAUACACCUGUAGAAAUUGUGCCAGUUGGAGGAAAUGGACCAAAAUGUAAAAAGAUCAAUGCAUGUGAUCUUAGAAAAGUUGCUUCUAAAUUGCCACAACAAAUGGUCAAGAAGGAUAAUAGAGGGGUAAGACUCUUAUCCCGGCCAAUUAUAAAGGGGUUAAGGGGGUAUAACUAA
Molecule: messenger RNA, 576 nt
Organism: Meloidogyne enterolobii
Lineage: Eukaryota; Metazoa; Nematoda; Chromadorea; Rhabditida; Meloidogynidae
Source: the annotation of a GenBank genome assembly